UGUUUGUAUAUGUUUUGUUAUAGGGUUGAACAGCAGACAAUGCAAGUGGAAUGGGGAGUCAUUGAAGCAUUCUGCUAAACCUUGGAAGUGCUAAGUGGCAACUCCUUGAAAUUGCCAAACUGUCUCAAGCUUGCUCAGUGGUUGCAUGCUUCUGACGGUGGAAUGGUGGUCAUGCGAUCACCCGUCCCCAUCUCAUUGCAUGUCAUAUUGAGCCUGCAUAGACACAACUUCAUGGUCACACAUCUGGUGACUUAUCCUCUUCGUGCAUUUUUGCUUUGUUGAAGCCUCCAUCUGGUCUUUGUUUUCGGCAGGUGGUGCCUCUAUAUUCCUUUUUUUCUACCGCAGCCAGCUUCACGAAGGCACCCGGGAGACCGGCUGUUGAUUGACUUACCGGGAGGAAUGUGUUCCGCACAUUUCGUGUAACCUCCCAGACGAGUCUUUGUGUCGCAACGGCGUCUAACACCACGGGUUGGUUGGCGCAAAGGUGGUACAAUGGAUCAAUAUCCUUCAAGUUCCGUGGAUGUGAUUGACGCCUUUCGAGCAUUGACUGCCGAAGCGCGCAGAAAUGUAUGCCGUACUUUAGUGGCUGAAUUCAGCCAUGCCGAAUGCCAUGAAGUGUGGGAUUUGAUUUUCAACCGAUUUCACUUUGAUGUUCUUGAAAACCUGCCUUUGGAACUGUCUGCACGCGUUGCGGGUUAUCUCGAACCUUCGGAAACAUUUAGGUUACGUCAGGUCUCAAGGCGAUGGAAUGAAUUGUUUUCAACACCAGCAAUUUGCGGUAGCAGUUUCCGCUCUUUUAAUUCCCACCAGAUCCUCAACACAAGUGCUGCUGAAUGGAAACAGAGUUAUUCGAGAUAUGCAAAAUGUCAGUUGGCUUUGAGGACAGGCAGGCCAGCAGGAGAAGCUCUCUACAGUGAUAUAUCCAGUGACUGGUCGCAAUGCAACGACAAUACCAUAUCUUACUCUGACGGAAUGAUAGCAUGGGCUAAGAAUCAAGUGAUCCUUUUACUCUGCCUACGAAGCGGGCGUGCUAGAUACUUUAAUACAGCAAACCGUCAAGUUGUUGUGUGUGUUCGGGUGUCCAGUAGGAUCAUAGCUGCCCUCACUUCUCAUGGCUCUUGCCAGGUAUGGAACCAUAAGUCGGGCAAAGAGGGCAUGCUACGCUUGCCUUCUGCCAACUACAAAGUCUCGCUUGGUUAUAUAAGACAUAAUUUCCUUGUCGACGAAGACACUAUUGCCGUUUAUCUAGCUGGUAGCCAAUCCAUAAUCGUUUGGGACUUACAAACCGAAACGUCUCGGCAAAUUUAUAUUGGCGCGGAACCCUUCCAUAUAUUUCUCGAUGCAAAAGGGAAAACCUUGACCGUGAUGCGUCUUGAGGAUGCUCAUGAGAAUCUGGUAUACCGUCAUGGUGACCACAUUUCACAGAUAGUUGGCGUAACUUAUUCCAUUGAUCGGAAUAGCCGCAGUGAUCAGCGUUCCUUCUCCUUUCCCCUUCCAAACUCCGUGAUGUCCGUCGAUUUACGCCUUCAUUCAUGUCUCAAUAACAUCAAGAGUUGUUGUUUUCGGCUUAGCACGACGAUAUCCCACGAUAAGAAAGACGAUGCCCAGCCCUUAGCUGUCGGGGAAUUCAUCACAUUUAUCUCAUAUAGCAACAUCCUGAACAGACCAGUUGCUAGGUUUUAUCCGGAAAUACCUUGUGGCGAGAUGGAUAAACGGUGCCUUGCGACGGUAAUGUCUGAAGGUCUGGUAUACUAUUUAGCCGAAAACGACACAGAUUCUUCAGCCAUUGUCUUGGACUAUCGCCGUGGAGAAGCCAUUCAGGCUCCCGGAAUAAACCUUGCAAGCGGAGUUUUCGGCGGCAACUCCCAAUACCCCUGUUAUUGUUUCGGUGACACCUUCAUUUAUGGAAUCGGCCUUUCCGACGUGGUUCGUGUUUGGUGUUUCGACGAAGAUGUGAUGGCGGGUGGAGGAAUAGGUCGCCACGAGAUAUUUAGAGACCGAAGAGAUCUUGAGAGCUGAACUUGCCAAUGUGAAUGGCAAGUGAUUACAAGCUCAUCCGGAAAGGGAGAGGGAAUUCGUGAAGCUGGGUGUUCCAUUUUUAGAUUUCAGGGUACCUUUGGUUGCACCCUUCGAGGCUGUUCCAUCCUCAGCCGAAGCGUAAUUAUUCAUCAUCUCUCCUUGUGCCCCUUUUGCUGGCACAGAGGUGGGAACUUUUCUUGAUGCGACGAGUGAAUCUCAUUGCUCAUGUACGAAGGCCUCGUAAAUCAUGAUCUUCAUCAUCAGGAGGUCAUUUCUGACACGAAAAGAAGCUAAACCGAAAUUCUCGGCACUGUCGAGUCGACAACAUUUCGCUGGUAGAUACUUUUCAUGCAUGAACCGAUCUACUCCGUACAUCCAUAUACCCCAAAAUGCGGACUAUUCAAGAUGGUUUUGCACAUCAGGCAGAUAUAUAUCUGAAGCUGGUGAAGACUACCAUAAUUUUCAGGCUGGACGAAGCCUGAAGGAUUCGUUUCGCGGCUGAGAAAUUAGUUGGUAUAUUAUGACGGAAGCAUCGAUAAAGUUACAUUCCAUCUUCCAAGAGCACACUCGGUAUCCCUUCCGUGGCCUUCUCAAAGAGGCUGCAGGGAUGGCCCCAGACAGCUCGAAUAACUCAGUCAAUCCCCAAAGUAAUGGGAAUUUUUA
Messenger RNA from Coccidioides immitis RS, 2682 nucleotides. RefSeq lists its product as uncharacterized. Gene Ontology annotation, molecular function: protein binding. Bases 493 to 2019 code for a protein of 508 amino acids. The record is from RefSeq and is a predicted model, not a curated record. The transcript is spliced from 4 exons. NCBI's taxonomy places the organism in Eukaryota, Fungi, Ascomycota, Eurotiomycetes, Onygenales, Onygenaceae.